AUGCGAUUGAUCAGUAUACUUGUCCUGGUGAGUAAUAAUAAUGAUAAUAAUAGUGAUAGUGGUGAUGGUGGUGGUUGGUGGUCUGACUCGAUUUUAGAUUUGGUACCGUUGGAUAAAACUCGACGGACGUGGGGAGGAUGGGAUUAUGUGACGUAUUGGUCGACUGGUGGUUUCGCAAUCUACAACUACUCGACAGGAUCGGCUCUCAUCGCCUUUGGAUUAAGUGGAAAACAAGCUCUCGCCGCAGGAAUUUUCUCUCCCAUUGCUCUCGCAGCUUUGUGUGUAUUUUGUGGUUGGAUCGGAGGAAGCCAUCACGUCACCUACACCGUCGCCUCACGAAUGAGCUGGGGAAUGCGAGGCACUUACUUCGCCGUGUUUAUCCGUCUCAUGCCCGGUCUCGUCUGGGAUGGAAUUGAAGCCUGGUGGGGAGGACAAGCCGUUUCGACCAUGAUUGGAACCAUGUCUCUCCGCUGGGCAAAUUGGACACAUCCCUUGGCUCAGGGAACGAUGGAGUUGAAAGAUUUUGUGGGAUUUGUGAUUUAUUAUGUUGUUUACCUAAUAGUCAUGUGGCUCCCCCCCGAAAAAAUGCAUCGACCCUUCAUGGUAUCCUGCGUCGGCUUCACCCUGACCGUUUUCGGACUUUUGAUCUGGUCCGUCCACCACUCCAACAACACGGGCGGGCCCUACUUCGCUCGCGACUACCAACCGGACGCACUUUUAGCAAACUCGCUGCCCUGGGCGGUAAUUUAUGGAGCGACUUCCGUGUUGGGAAACGUCGGAGUGGUGACGUUGUCGCAGGCGGAUUGGUGUCGAUUUGCGAAGAAUGGGAAUCGGAUUCCGAUGAUUGCGCAGAUUGUUGCUUGUCCGUUGAUGAUUUAUGCGGCUUAUGCUCUGGGAAUCGUCGUCACUUCUGCUGCGAGUCAAACGCUGGGUUCGGCAUUAUGGCAGCCAUAUUUACUCCUCCGAGCGAUUCAAAAGUAUCAUAACAACUCCCCACGCUCUCGAGCUGCAGUAUUUUUCGCCUCUGCAACUUGCGCGUACGCUCAAGUUUGCGUCAAUAUUGUUCUGAAUAGUGUUUCUUCCGCUAUGGAUCUUACUGCUUGGUCACCGAAAUAUUUGAAUAUUAGGAGAGGUGCAUACUUGAUCGCUGCAGUGGGCAUCGCUGUCAAUCCCUGGCAACUCACUGCUACGGCUCAGACUUUUAUUGCCGUUCUCAAUGGAUUUGGCAUCUUCUACGGUCCAUGCUCUGGAAUCCUCAUUGCCGAUUUUUGGAUUGUGAGAAAAAGAUUUGUCAAAAUGGAUGACUUGUAUCGUGGUAAUGAGCAAUCCGUAUACUGGUACUGGCAUGGUUUCAAUUGGAGAGCGUUUUUGGCGUUUUCUUUGGCUAUUACGCCUGCUAUGCCAGGAUAUAUCAUUGGCUGCUCAGAUCUCAACCAACCACCGAAUGCAUGGAUGAAACUCAGCAGAUUAGGGUUUAUUACAGGAUUCACCCUCUCCAUGUUCUUCUACUACCUCUUCAACAAAAUCGCGCCUCCUCCCGGCCUCGGGCUCGGAGAGCGCAAGCACGACGAAGACACAUUAAUUCUCCCGUCGGCGUAUCGGCAGGAUGUUCCCACGCAAGGAAGAUUCUCGUGCGUGUUGGAUGGAGAGGCGGUGAGUAUGUCGGGUCGAUCUUCGGAGAGGGAAAAGGAUGGCGAUGAAGGGGGAGGUGAGAAGAAGGUUUCGGCGGUGGUGCAUGCGUUUUGA
Messenger RNA from Sphaerulina musiva SO2202, 1746 nucleotides. Its product is annotated as Transp_cyt_pur-domain-containing protein. Bases 1 to 1746 code for a protein of 581 amino acids. Gene Ontology annotation, biological process: nucleobase transport; transmembrane transport. The transcript has 13 exons. The record is from RefSeq and is a predicted model, not a curated record. Gene Ontology annotation, molecular function: nucleobase transmembrane transporter activity. NCBI's taxonomy places the organism in Eukaryota, Fungi, Ascomycota, Dothideomycetes, Mycosphaerellales, Mycosphaerellaceae. Gene Ontology annotation, cellular component: plasma membrane.